Messenger RNA from Perognathus longimembris pacificus (Pacific pocket mouse), 1166 nucleotides. It is a transcript of the gene Drd4, whose product is annotated as dopamine receptor D4. The transcript is spliced from 4 exons. Bases 3 to 1127 code for a protein of 374 amino acids. Lineage: Eukaryota; Metazoa; Chordata; Mammalia; Rodentia; Heteromyidae. Gene Ontology annotation, molecular function: G protein-coupled receptor activity; dopamine neurotransmitter receptor activity, coupled via Gi/Go. Gene Ontology annotation, cellular component: plasma membrane. The record is from RefSeq and is a predicted model, not a curated record. Gene Ontology annotation, biological process: adenylate cyclase-activating adrenergic receptor signaling pathway; adenylate cyclase-inhibiting dopamine receptor signaling pathway.
CCAUGGGGAACCGCAGCGCCGCGGACGCCGGGGGGCUCCUGGCGGGACGCGGGCCCGGGGGCGCGGGGGCCCCGGCGGCGCUGGCGGGGGGCGUCCUGCUCAUCGGGGCCGUGCUGGCCGGGAACUCGCUCGUGUGCGUGAGCGUGGCCUCGGAGCGCGCCCUGCAGACGCCCACCAACUACUUCGUGGUGAGCCUGGCGGCCGCCGACCUGCUCCUCGCCCUGCUGGUGCUGCCGCUCUUCGUCUACUCCGAGGUCCAGGGCGGAGUGUGGCUGCUGAGUCCGCGCCUCUGCGACGCGCUCAUGGCCAUGGACGUCAUGCUGUGCACCGCCUCCAUCUUCAACCUGUGCGCCAUCAGCGUGGACAGGUUCGUGGCGGUGGCCGUGCCCCUGCGCUACAGCCGCCUGGGACGGCGCCAGCUGCUGCUCAUCGCGGCCACGUGGCUGCUCUCGGCGGCGGUGGCGGCGCCCGUGCUGUGCGGCCUCAACGACGUGCGCGGCCGGGACCCCGCGGUGUGCCGCCUGGAGGACCGCGACUACGUGGUCUACUCGUCCGUGUGCUCCUUCUUCCUGCCCUGCCCGCUCAUGCUGCUGCUCUACUGGGCCACCUUCCGCGGCCUGCGGCGCUGGGGCGCGGCCCGGCGCGCCAAGCUGCACGGCCGCGCGCCCCGCCGGCCCAGCGGCCCGGGCCCCCCGCAGAACGCCCGCGCCCCGGAGGGCCCGCCCCCAGCCCCGGGCCUCCCCGAGCGCCGGUCCCCGGAGCCGGGCCUCCCCGAGGGGCCCCGCUGCUCCGAAGACCCGGCCCCGGACGCCCACCCCGAGGCGGCGCUCCCGCACGAGCCCCCGCGGCCUGCCUGGCGGAGGAGCCGCCCCAAGAUCACGGGCCGGGAGCGCAAGGCCAUGAGGGUGCUGCCCGUGGUCGUCGGCGUCUUCCUGGUGUGCUGGACGCCCUUCUUCGUGGUGCACAUCACGCGGGCGCUGUGCCCUUCCUGCUCUGUCCCUCCGCGCCUGGUCAGCGCAGUCACCUGGCUGGGCUACGUCAACAGCGCCCUCAACCCGCUUAUUUACACCGUCUUCAACGCUGAGUUCCGCCACGUCUUCCGGAAGGCCCUGCGCCCCUGCCGCUGAGCCGCCGGGGCCCGCGGGGGCGGGGGGGCCGGAGCAGCG